Messenger RNA from Nerophis ophidion (straightnose pipefish), 3872 nucleotides. Its product is annotated as sodium/myo-inositol cotransporter-like. The record is from RefSeq and is a predicted model, not a curated record. Bases 1 to 2040 code for a protein of 679 amino acids. Lineage: Eukaryota; Metazoa; Chordata; Actinopteri; Syngnathiformes; Syngnathidae. Gene Ontology annotation, molecular function: D-glucose:sodium symporter activity. Gene Ontology annotation, biological process: transmembrane transport; inositol metabolic process; myo-inositol transport. The transcript is spliced from 4 exons. Gene Ontology annotation, cellular component: plasma membrane.
AUGUCAGGCAAUAUGGAAGUGGUGGACAUCCUGGUUGUGGCUGGUUACUUCAUUAUCGUACUGGCGAUUGGCUUCUUGGCCAUGCGCAAGCCCAGUAGGAACACGUUAAAAGGUUACUUCCUGGCAGGCCGCUCCAUGAACUGGGCAGCCGUCGGGGCCUCUCUAUUUGUCAGCAAUAUCGGGAGUGAACAUUUCAUUGGACUCGCCGGAUCAGGCGCUGCAAGUGGUCUCGGCGUGGCUGCGUGGGAAUUAAACGCUCUGUUGCUGCUCCAGUUGUCAGGCUGGAUCUUCGCACCCGUCUAUAUCUACUCAGGGGUCUUUACCAUGCCGGAAUACCUGUCGAAGCGCUUCGGUGGAAAGAGACUGAAAGUGUAUUUUGCUGUGUUAUCGCUCAUACUUUACCCCCUUACAAAGAUAUCUGUGGACCUCUAUGCUGGAGCCUUGUUCAUCAGGGAGUCUUUGGGAUGGAACCUGUAUUUGUCAAUCAUUCUGCUCAUCGCCUUGACGGCUUUGCUGACUAUCACCGGAGGACUUGUCGCGGUCAUCUACACAGACGUGCUUCAAGCUGCCCUCAUGGUCAUUGGCGCUGUCUGCCUCAUGUGCAUCAGCAUUUACAAAGUGGGAGGAAUUGGAGGAAUGAUGACCAAGUAUAUGCAGGCUGCCCCGAACAUCACUGCCAUCUUGUUGUCUUCUCCCAACCUUACAUACUCUGAAUCCUGCCACCACUACUUCAACCCAGAGCCAGAUGCUCUAAAGAUCCUUCGAGGACCCAAGGAUGCACAUCUACCAUGGCCUGGGUUCCUUCUGGGCCAGACUCCUGCUUCCAUAUGGUACUGGUGCACAGAUCAAGUGGUCAUGCAGCGGAUUCUUGCAGCAAAGAACAUAGCCCAUGCCAAAGGCUCAACCGUAAUGGCUGGCUUCCUGAAAAUCCUGCCCAUGUUUGUCAUUGUCAUACCAGGGAUGAUCUCCAGAAUCUACUUUACCGAUGAAUUGGUGUGCAUCAGCCCGGAGCAUUGCAUGGAAGUGUGCGGCUCCACAUCUGGCUGUACCAACGUGGCCUAUCCGCGGCUCGUCAUGGCCAUGAUGCCCGCCGGUCUUCGCGGCCUGAUGAUGGCCGUCAUGAUUGCAGCGCUCAUGAGUGAUUUGGAUUCCAUUUUCAACUCAGCAAGCACCAUCUUCACUUUGGAUAUUUACAAGAUGCUGCGGGAGAGUGCAUCUUCCAGGGAACUGGUGAUUGUUGGCAGACUGUUCGUAGUCUUUAUGGUGAUCGUGAGCAUUGGCUGGGUGCCCGUCAUUAUCGAGAUGCAGGGAGGCCAGAUGUUCUACUAUACCCAGGAAAUAGCAAACUACUUGACUCCUCCCAUUGCAGCCGUCUUCUUACUUGGGGUCUUAUGGCACCGCUGUAAUGAAAAGGGUGCUUUUUGGGGUGGGGUGGUUGGCUUUGUCCUUGGAGUGCUACGUCUGGCGUUGGCGUAUGUAUAUAGAGAGCCUCACUGCAGCAAACCAGAUGAGAGACCAGCAUUCAUCAAGGAUGUCCAUUUCAUGUAUGUGGCAGCCAUCCUGUUUUGGACAACUGCUCUGGUGACUGCGGUUGUAAGUUUCUGCACGCCCUCACCCAGAACAGACCAAAUUCGAACCACAACCUGGUGGGGCUUAAACCAGAGAAAGCUCGACCAGAAAGGAAAACCUGGAGAAGAAAUUAAUUUGAAGAAGGUUAAUGGAGAUGAAGAAGGUCCUCUGGUCCAAAAUGGUGGCCUGGUCAUAAUUCCUGAUCCUAAAAUGCGGGAAAAGGCAGAUUGCGAGUGGCAAGAGGAGGGCGGCUCUCGAGAAGCAGCAGGCAAGUGUAGCAACAAGCUUUUUCUAUGGUUCCUGGGAUUUCAGGAACCACCACCCAAAGUUCAGGCCAUGACGGCGCAAGAUCAUGAAAAGCUGGUGAAUGAGCUUCUAAAUGAAUCUCCUAAAACUAAAAUAAUCCUCAACGUGGGGAUGAUUACAAUUUGCUGCAUAGGGAUCUUCCUUUUGAUCUUUUUCUCCGUAUAGGUAAAUUUAGCAAUGCUCAAAUUCAGUCUCUUUUUAAUGAAUCUUGAUUACUUUUAGAACAAUCAAGUGGAUCUUAAUCUUGUGGAUUCAAAAUAACACCUGCUACCUCUUUUGAACCUAUAGAGACUUUUUAUAAAGCCUAAAGUUAAGAUAUGCAGGAAUUGUAAUUGUAAUACACACUUUAUAGUGAGUAUAACUGCAGUGCCUUUUGGUUUUGUAUACUUUGCAGGAAAUAUACUUACUACUUCUUUUUUUUUUUUUUUUAUUAAUCAGUACCAACACAAUAUUACACAAUAAUACAAUAAAAGUACAAUUGCAAUUCCAAAACCAAAUCCGACCCAGCAACAUACAGAACACCAAUCAACAGAGCAAUUGAGAGGACACCCUAAUAUGAAACAAAACAAUCCAAAAGAAGUCAAACAAAAAUCCAUAGUAUCAAUUACAGUAUCAAUAUUGACAAUAAUUGCAACAUAUCAGUGAUUAGACAGCCCUCAUUUACAUUAUCAUCACAGCCAUUUAUAAAAAAUAAAAUAAAACCCUUUAAAAAAUGAACAAUAAUGUCACAGUGGCUUACACUUGCAUCACAUCUCAUAAGCUUGACAGCACCAUUGUGUCCAAUAUUUUACACAAAGAUAAAAGAAGUCAUAUUUUAGGUUCAUUUAACAGUUAAAACCUCUUCUUUUGAUAUACGGACAUGGUCAAAAGUUUACAUACACUUGUAAUGAACAAAAUGUAAUGGGUGUCUUGAGUUUCCAAUAUCUUUUAGUGACAGAGUGAUUGGAACACAUAAUUGUUUGUCACAUAAAACAUUCAUGAAGUUUGGUUAUUUUAUGAAUUUAUUAUGGGUCUACUGAAAGUGUGACCAAAUCUGCUGGGUCAAAAGUAUACAUACAGCAAUGUUAUUAUUUGUUUAUAUGUCCCUUGGCAAGUAUCACUGCAAUAAGGCGCAUCCACAAGCUUCUGGUUGAAUUUUUGACCACUCCUCUUGACAAAAUUGGUGCUGUUUGGCAAAAUGUGUUGGUUUUCUGACAUGGACUUGUUUCUUCAGCAUUGUCCACACAUUUAAGUCCGGACUUUAAGAAGGCCAUUCUAAAACCUUCAUUCUAGCCUGAUUUAGCCAUUCCUUUAUCACUUUUGACGUGGCUUUGGGGUCAUUGUCCUGUUGGAACACCCAACUGCGCCCAAGACACAACCUCCGGGCUGAUUAUUUUAAAUUGUCCUGAAGAAUUUGGAGAUAAUCCUCCUUUUUCAUUGUCCAUUUACUCUCUGUAAAGCACCAGUUCCAUUGGCAGGAAAACAGGCCCAGAGCAUAUGACCAAACAGCUCAAUUUCUGUUUCAUCUGACCACAUAACUUUCCUCCAGAAGGUCUCAUCUUUGUCCAUGUGAUCAGCUGCAGACUUUAGAUGAUCCUUAAAUGUCGCUUCUGGAGCAAGGGCUUCCCUCAUGCAUGGUAGCCUCUCAGUCCAUGGGGAUGCAAAACACUCUUGAGUGUGGACACUGACACCUGUGUUCCAGCAGCUUCCAAUUCAUUGCACAUAUGCUUUUAGGUGGUUCUUGGUUGACUCUUGAUCGUCUUGACCAAUUUUCUCUCAGCAGCAGGUGAUAGCUUGCGUUUUCUUCCUGAUCGUGGCAGUGACAAAACUGUGCCAUGCACUUUAUACUUACAAACAAUUGUCUGCACAGUUGCUCUUGGGACUUUAAGCUGCUUUGAAAUGGCUCCGAGUGACUUUCUUGACUUGUAUUCCAAUUGAACACAAAAAAUACUGAACAAGACGAUAUGGAAACUAACACAUUUUUCAAUAUGGACCACGAAGACCUCAAAGAUGUGGAA